CGUGCCGGUCGCGUCAGAAACCGAUGUCCAGCCUCCCUCUGCCAUCAGCGAGCACGAUGUCGUACCGUCUCCCGUGGAGGAGACCCUCGACACCCCCGAUGCAGCGCCGCCUCUCACGGAGGCGGCCGUCGACAUCCCCGUCGAAGAAGACAUUGCCGAGAAGUCGCACGACGAGGUCGACGCUCCAUCCUCGGACGGAGCUCCCUUGAAGAUCGACAUCCCGGCAGCCAAGACCCCAGAGAUCGAGGACCCGCCUUCGCCGACCUGCCGCCCGACUCGCAGCUGAAGCAGCGCCGCCGCAUGCCUCCUGCGCCGCUCGAUGCUGCGCUGGCGAUGCAGCUCCGGCCCGGCCUCGGGCUCGGUGCGGAUGGCGCGUGGCUCGUGCGGUUCCUGAUGUCCUUCUUCGGCUGGCUGGCUGUGCUGGUCAGCGCUGGCAGGGCCACCCGUCGGGCCACGCCUGUGGCGGCGGCAGCGGCGGCGGGCGCCAAGAAGCCUGUCGUCGACGAGAAGCCUGCCGGCGAGCGUGAGCAGUCCAGUACCGACGCCUCCCAGGCUCUUGUCGCAGUCAAGUAA
Mycena citricolor is the source of this 573-nucleotide messenger RNA. The record is from the annotation of a GenBank genome assembly. Lineage: Eukaryota; Fungi; Basidiomycota; Agaricomycetes; Agaricales; Mycenaceae.